Messenger RNA from Lacerta agilis (Sand lizard), 8026 nucleotides. It is a transcript of the gene CRYBG2, whose product is annotated as crystallin beta-gamma domain containing 2. The coding region runs from base 2 to 7426 and encodes 2474 amino acids. NCBI's taxonomy places the organism in Eukaryota, Metazoa, Chordata, Lepidosauria, Squamata, Lacertidae. The transcript is spliced from 21 exons. The record is from RefSeq and is a predicted model, not a curated record.
UAUGGAGCCCCCUAAUUGCAGUAGGUCACAGAAGCCGGCAUCGAAGGCCCAGGCUCUCAGUUAUUCGGAGCCUGAUCUGUGGAGGAAUGGCCUCCUGCGCAAGUUUGGGAACCUCACUUGGCACAAGCGACGGAGUAGCCAUCUUGAACUCUCUCAGCACCCUGGGUACCUGGCAAGUGCUCCUUGGUCGAUGGGGCGGCUUCAGAGACCAGCUGUUGGCAGUGACAUGGAUAUGAGGAGCAGGGCUGAUUUUUAUCCUGCUGAAAAUCAACCUGAAAAGCAGGAGAGACCUGAGCCUUCAUCUAGGCUAAGUGAAACACACUCUCUAGGGACCAGCCCAGAACCCUCCACAUCCUUGGACUCUUUGCCAUGUUGGGGAGAUGGAAGCUCUUGGGAAGGGUCUUUCUCCAUCAGUAAUUCUUCUCUGUGCUGCCCAGCGGCUCCCGAAAUGAAAGGAGAAACCCUCAAGCUCCCAUCAGUCCAGGAAGAAACCAGAAAGGCCCCCAAGCCUGCCUCAGAAUGGGCUGAAAGUGUAUUUGAAGGGUAUUUGACCACGGGGACGUCCCACCCUGUUGUUACAGAACAGAUGGAGAACCUGAGCUUCAGCAGUUGCCUUGGAGAGUCUGUCUCUGAGCACGUCGGUGGUGCAGAGGAUGCUAAGACGGUGACAGCAAACCUACCUGUUGAUCAGCCUCUGGAGGUAGCAGAUUCUGCCUCGGCCAUUAAAACCAGCCUGGGCAAGAAUGCCCCAAAGAUCCGCUAUGAGAUAAUGAUUACAAUGACCAAGGAGGUGGAGAGGGCUGAAGCAGAACCCACAUUCAGUUGUGGUGAAAGAAGCCUGUCGUGUCACCCGUCUGGGGAGGAAACACUUUCUCUGGGGGUUGCUGAGUUAGAGGAAAGAAAGGAGCUACGUCACCAGGAACCAGCUAGACCAGCUACCCAGCUGUCAGUGAGUGAGGAAUUCCAAAACUGCAGAGAGCUGCAUGGGGUGGGAACCUGUAAGGUGUGCGGGCCAAUACUGACUCUUGCCACUGGGAGCCCAGCAACGCUGCAGUGGGGAUCGGAGACCAGCCCAGGAGUGGGUGAGGCAGACCAGAGUGAAACUGAUCAACUGCACUCAGAGGAUGGUGUGCUGGCGAAAGAGACAAACAUCGUAGCAGUAGGAUCCCCGGCCAACAGCUUUUCUGAGUCAAGAGGACUCUCCGUGGCACCUGACAGCAAAAAACCUCAGCCUACAGGAACGUUUGACAUUGGAAGAGGCCUCCUUUGCACUCAGUACAGAAUGGAGGAGGUCGCUGGUGGGUCUCACUCUUCUAAGAGCAGGUCAGGGGGAUCCACUGCCACUGCCUUGCUCAGAAGGAAGACAGCACCUUCUGAUCUACUGAAGGAAGAGACCAAACCUUCCUUUGGCAAAGUCUCGGCUGUGACACAGAUGUUGGAGAGAGGAAGUACCAGGACCAGAGGCAACAGCCCCUCCAGAGUGUCUUUGUUGCUCGAGGCCUGGGAGAAAGGGCUUGUAGGCACGGGCACCAUUGGCUCAACUUCCUCAACAGGCAUCAGGGACUCCCGUUCCCCCGUGCCCACCAGGCGCGGCUUUUCAUCCAGAGAUGCUCCCCACCCACUUCUCUCAGAAAAUACCAGGAGUUCUCUUUCGCCAACCAAUGCCAGGCAGCCCAUUUCUCCAGCAGGUAGCAGGCAACCCCUUUUCCCACCUGAUACCAGGCGGCCCCUUUCCCCAGCAGAUAGCCAGCGGCCCCUUUUUCUAGCAGAGACCAGGAGGUCCCGAUCUCCAGCACAUACCAGGCUGUCUUCCUCACCAGCAGAGACCAGGAACUCCUUCUCUUCAGCAGAGACCAGGCGGUCCCGAUCUCCAGCACAUACAAGGAGGUCUUCUUCACCAGCAGAGACCAGGAACUCCUUCUCCUCACCAGAGACCAGGCGGUCCCAAUCUCCAGCAGAUGAAAAGGAGUCACCAUCUCUGGCAGACACCAGGAACUCCUUCUCUUCAGCAGAGACCAGGCGGUCCCGAUCUCCAGCACAUACCAGGAGGUCCUCUUCACCAGCAGAGACCAAGAACUCCUUCUCCUCCCAUUCUCCAGCAGAUAUAAAGCAAUCUCCAACAGAUACCAGGAACUCCUUCUCCUCACCAGAGACCAGGCGGUCCCAUUCUCCAGCACAUACCAGGCAGUCUCCUUCCCCGGCAGAGACUAGACGGUCCCAUUCUCCAGUAGAUAAAAGGCGGACUCCAUCUCCUGCAGAUACCAGACACUCCUUCUUCCCAUCAGAGACCAGGCGGUCCCGUUCUCCAGCACAUACCAGGCGGUCUCCUUCACCAGCAGAUGCCUUGUUAUCCUUCUCAGAGAACAGGCGGUCCCAUUCUCCAGCAGAUUUAAGGCGGUCUCCUUCUCUAGCAGACACCAGGCUUUCUUUCUCCCCAUCACAGACCAGGCGGUCCCAUUCUCCAGCAGAUAUAAGGUUUUCUUCACCAGCAGAGACCAGGCGUUCCCUUUCGCCUGCAAAUAGCAGGACAUCUUGCCUCAUGACAGAUACCCAGGGCUCAGCAAGUUCCCAGCCUUUGCCUCCUCCAGUAGAGAGCCGCUACUCAUCUGCUGCAGCAGAUGACCAUUGCUCCUCUUCCCCAGCAGAUAUACAGUGUUCAUCUUCUUUACCUGUUGACAAAUACUCAUAUUCUGUGGCAGAUAUUAGACGCUUAUAUUCCUCGGCCAACACCAAGUGUCCAUCUUCCCCAGCAAACACCAGGCACCCAGUUUCUUCAGCAGAAACCAAUCACCCAACUUCUCUGGCAGAUGCCAGACAACCAUCUUCCUCAGCAGACACCAAGCAGACAUUGUGUUCAGCAGAAAACAAGCUCCCAACCUCCCCAGUAAACGGCAAACACACAUCUUCCCCGUCAGACGCCAAGUGCCUAUCUUCCUCAGCAGAACCCAAGCACCCAUUUUCUUCUGCAGAAAGCAAGCGCUCCUCUUCCCCAGCAGGUUCUAGAAGUUUCUCUCCCACAUCAGAUAGGAAGCUCUCCUCUUCUCCCAGCCCACGGAGAGAUUUUACAGCUCACGGUCCUGUGUUUGCUCAGGUAUACACCCCAGCUCCAAAGCCAAAGAGUCUGUCAGGAACAGAGACACAAGAUGCUAAUAGCAACAUAGUAGCUGGAUCCCAGGCAGGAAACCACUGCGGUAGUGCUACUAACACCCCUCUGGCAACUACAUUUCAGAGAGGGGACCUCAUCUCAAGCACAGAUAGCUCUCAGGAAGAACUUCUCCCUGUUAUUCCUAUCAGCACUGCGGCAAUAGAAUCCCAGAGGGAAAGCCAUGUGCCAAAUGGUGCUAGCUCCAGUAUAAUCACCAGAUCCCUGACAGAAAGUGCCCAGCCCAGUGCCAUAAUACUUAGAUCCCAAACAGAAAACUACCAGUCGCAAGUUGCCAACACUACUUCAUUGGGUGGAUCCCCGGGGGAAAGUUACAUGCCCAGCACCACAAGCACUAAACCUCCCAGUGGGCCCUGUGUGCUAAGUCCCUUGCCUCGUGUUGUAAGCUCCAGCACUGUAGCCAAAUCUCAAACCCAGUGGUAUGGCCCCAACGGCAACAGCAUGGUCGUCUUUAGGUCUGAACGACAAGUCAUCAUACCCCAAGCUGGAACCACCACUGUCUACAGAGCAGGGCAAGAAAUUAUCAUGUCCAGCCCUGGGACAGGGAGUGCAAGCAUAGCCCAGCAAGGAAAGUCCCUUGUGCCAAGCUCUAUCAGCUCCCUGCCGCCAAAAGAAAACUUGCAGUCCCAGAGUGACCUCCCUGAUGACAAGUCCCCACAGGGGAGCCCUGCAUCCCUUCCAGAUGAUGUUUACAACUGCUCCAUAGCAGGAUCCGAGCAAGAAAGCUGCAUGACUCAAUCCAGAAGUGCCGGUGUGAGUGACGCCCAAAGGCAAAGGUGUAUGUUUCUGCCAAACCCUGCAUUCACAUCAAAUAGAGAUGCUACCACACUCAGGGAGGGAGUUGCUCCUUUGAGCACGUCCGAGAGAGACUGCAGCCCGCACACCAAACCUGCAUUCCAGAGGCACAGCAACUUGUUUACAUCAAGCAGGUCUGAAAGGGAACAAAGCAUGCCUGAUCCAGGUGGCCCUGUAACAAAUGGGUCAGAACAGGAGAACAACCUCUCAAGAGCAAAGAAGGCCAACACAUCUGCAUCCCAAGGACUUUGUUGCUCUUCAGAUGCUGCAGAAGAAACCAGCAUGCUUAGAACCUCUGCUGAAUCCCAGGAAUCUGUGGCAAGGGAACAAAAACCCACCGUCUGGAAUGAGCUAAGGGAAGAACAAGGCUACCCCAGAAAAGACUCCCCUGCAUUUGCACUGGAACCAGCCAUUCCCCCUACCGAAACGAACUCCACCCAUGAACCUCCAAGCCAGGAAGCAGGACACAGCAGCAGGACAGCAGAAGAGGAACCUGAAGAAGCUGUGGACAUGGAGCUUUUUGUAGACACCCUCCGUAAUAUGGAGCCCCCUGAACUCCACAAGCCCCUGAAGCUCCUCCCUAGGCCCCCACGUCCUUCCACUUUUGCAAAGCACACGUCCCUUCCACCUAUCGACGAGGACCACAUUGCUCCCAAGUCAAAGCUUCCUCUCCCAGCAGCAAUAGGUGAGCUGUUCGCUCUUACCGAGGAGAAGAACUCAGAGGCAGAAAAAGAAACGGAGGAGGAGGAGGAGGAAGAUGAGAUGGAGGAAAUAGAGAACCCAUAUCUUACCAAGGAUGAAAAGUCAUGGGAGAACAGCCAGGCCAGAGAGUCGUACCCUUGGGAAAACAAGACAUUCAAGACCGAGGAAGAUAUUGGCUCUUUCCUGGGGAAGUUGCAGGAAGGGGCUGCAGACGCCAAGGCCAAAGCCAUCGCUCCUAAAGCGAUAGCCAACCAGAGCAACUUAAUCAGAGCAAACAUUCUCAAGGGGCUUACUCUUUUGUCUGGCUUCUCAGACAAGAAACCUGUGGAAGAUAAGCCUUAUUCUCGCUUGGACAACAGUCUCCUCUACAGCAGGUUCAUCUCCCCAGAGAAAUCUCAACAAAAAGUCCUGGAAAAAAGGAAAGAAGGGAGAGAUUUGCCCACACUCCUGGCUCCGGCUGCCCAAAAAGUCAACAGGGAAUGCCAGACAUCUCCAAAUGAGCUUCUGCUGAAGGCACCUGAAAAUCCGAGUUCUGAGUCACCGCCAUCUGCGCUACAAGCUGAGCCUGCCUUUGGGGUGCUAGGUGGAGACAAUAGCUCCCAGCAGGUUACUCUUCUGUCUAUAGAAACAGACUCUCUUCCCCAGUCGAAAGCUCAGCAAGAGGAAAAGAAGCUGCCGACGAAGAUUAAUGUGCGACCUGGAAAGAUCAUUCUGUACUCUGAGGCAGGCUUUGGGGGUCAGAAGAGAGAAAUAUGGGGUGAUAUCACUGAUGCCACAUCUUGGGAGCUCUGCCACACCAUCUCCAUCCGAGUGAUCCGUGGAGGCUGGGUAAUGUACGAGAAGCCACGGUUCCAUGGGCGGAAGUGUGUGCUGGCAGAAGGGGAUGUGGAGAUCACCAACCCUUGGAGAAUAUUCCACAAAGAAGGGGCAGCAGCUGCGAAUGCUCCAUUCCAUAUCGGCUCACUCAAGAGGGUUGUGCGGGAUUACAGGAUUCCUGAGAUCAGUUUGUUUUCUGAGGAGAAUGGAGAAGGCAGAAAACAGAAGUUCACAGAUUCCGCAGAGGACACACGAAUUCACAACCAGCCAUUGCAAGCAGCUUCUAUAAUAGUGCACUCUGGCCUGUGGCUUGUUUACUCAAAACCCUUCUUUGACGACGAUCCUUAUGUCUUAGAACCCGGUGGGUAUCCCAGUUUGCGAGCCUGGGGAGCCAAGGACCCCUCAAUCUGCUCCAUGCAUCCAAUUAAGAUGGGCUGUCCUGUCGUGGAAAGGCCUGGCGAGCCCAAGGCUCUCAUCUAUGAGAGGCCACAUUUUCUGGGUCAUAGCUGGGAAGUAAGCAGAGACAUUUACAACCUGAAGAAGCCAGAAAACAACCAGGACUCCAAGAUGUCUACUGCAGGCUCUCUGAAAAUCCUGGGAGGCUGCUGGAUCGGUUAUGAGAAGGAAGGUUUCCGUGGGCACCAGUACCUGCUGGAAGAAGGAGAGUACAAUGACUGGACACAGUGGGGAGGCUACAAUGAAGAACUAGUGUCACUUCGGCUGAUUCGGACGGACUUCUUAGACCCGGCCCUUGUGCUGUUUGAGGCCAUGGACUUUGAAGACGGGCCCAGCGUUGAGCUCAGUGAAGCGUUGCCAGAUGUUGAGCUGGCCAGCUACGGGACUACAACACAAUCCAUCCAUGUCCUCAGUGGAGUGUGGGUGGCCUAUGAAGAUAAGAAUUUCUCAGGGGAGCAGUAUAUCCUGGAGAAAGGAGUGUACCGCAACUGUGAAGACUGGGGUGCAAGCAGCUGCCAGAUCUCCUCGGUGCAACCUAUCCUACAGGUUGGGGAACACAGUCUACACUUCAUUUCUCAGAUCCAACUCUUCUCAGAUCCAGACUUCUUGGGGAAUUAUGUCUCUUUCAAGGAAGACCAAGCCUCACUUCCAGAGAAUUUCAUCCCACGCUCCUGCAGGGUCAAUGGAGGCAGCUGGAUUCUCUAUGACUGCCCCCAGUUUGAUGGAGAGCAACACAUUCUCUCUGAAGGCGAGUACCCAACACUGACCUCCAUGGGCUGCCUCUUCACCACAUCCAUCCGCUCGCUGAAGAAAGUCCCCAUUUUCUUCUCAGAGCCCUCCAUCUUCCUACAUGGACUGGAGUGUUUCGAAGGGAAGGAGAUCGAGCUGAACAGUGAAGUGCGCAGCCUUCAGGCUGAGGGAUUCAACAACCAUGUCCUCUCUGUGCGGGUAAAGGGUGGAAUUUGGGUGCUGUGUGAACACAGCGACUUCCGAGGCCGCCAGUGGCUCCUGGACUGUAUGGAGAUCACCAACUGGCUGACAUACAGUGGACUUCAGCACAUCAGUUCCCUUUACCCCAUCCGGCAGCGACGCAUCUACUUCCAAAUAAAAAACGAAGAGUUGAAGUCCUUCCUGUCUGUCCCGGAUGACGUUGAAGACAUGAAAGCUGGGCGAGUUCUGGUCUCAGAGCUCAAUGGCAAGAGCAGCUCCAUCUGGUACUAUGAAGAGGGGCUUGUGAAGAACCAGGUUGCGCCCAACAUGAGCCUGCAGGUGAUUGGUCCAGCUGCAAAGGGAUCCAAGGUGGUGUUGUGGUCUGAGAGCCGACUGCCCCGGCAGACUUGGCAAAUCGAUUCCUUUGGGAGAAUCUGCAGCCAGAUGUUUGAAAACAAGGUCCUGGAUGUGAAAGGAGGCCGAACCUAUGACCGGGACCAUGCCAUCCUCUGGGAUUCUUCGGAGGAAAGGCCUACACAGAUCUGGGACGUCCGGGUGCUUUGAAGAAAGCAGGAAUUGGAGAGCCGUGUCACGUGCAGAACUAGAAUCCAGCCUGCAAGUCACAGACGUUUGUCCUUUUGUGACCAAGCUGCAUCUUUGGGGAUUAGCUGCUGAAAUGGAUAAGUGACUGGGUGCUGCAUUUGGUUAGUAGGUGCAAUCCUUUCUCCACAGAUUGCAGCCCAGAAAGAGGAGAAUGUUUCUGUGAAGCACAGAGAUUCUGUCCCCUCAAGGGACUCUGUAGAGGGAAGGAGACAAAAGCUGGUUCUUUUCCAACAAAUUGGAGCUGAGCCCAGCAAGAUGGAGAUUACUGGCGAGUUCUGAUACGUGGAUCAUUCAUGAAUGGACAAGUUCAAGCAGCUCACCUGUGCGAGCACAGGAAAGCAAGCUGCCAAAGCCUCACAGGUGUCCCCAGCCCUGCUGGUUUAGGCUUAUAUAUGAAUAUCUAAAAUGAACACACACAUACAGAAUGAAUGAGCCUUUUGUCCUUGCAUGCAGCCCAUUCCCUUUCCCCUGUGCUCUUCUUCCUAAGGGGAUGGGCUACCUUGUAAACUCUAUUUAUGUACCUGUGUAUGAUACGAUGCCUUUUAUAAAUCCAUCUCUCUG